AGCCACCUCUGCGAACUGGUUUCCCUUUUCGGAAUGAGAGCAUCAUGGCCGGGGGAUACAGAGGAAAAAUCAGUCUGGGGUGUGCACUGUGCCGCCAGCGACGGGUGCGAUGCGACCGACGUCAGCCCUCUUGUUCACAGUGUCUGCGAGUGAAUCAGGAGUGUUUCGGAUAUCGAAAUCCGGAUACCCUGAGGGUGUAUGAUCAGAGCGCGGAAGUUGCGUCCAAGGCUCAAGCUCGAUAUCGUGCCAGUCGCCAGUUGCCUGCGGAAGCGUCUACGUCCUUGGUCUAUUCACCCGUCUCUGAUGACCAGCGAGCCAUGUUUUAUUGCAUCCCAUACUAUAUUGGCACGGACCAGCAUCGGGGCUUACUGCGCUUCCUGCCCAGCCUGUUGGAGAAGGACCCCUCGCCGGCGUUAAGCGCCUCCGUCAAGGCGGUAGGGCUGUUAGGCAUGGCGAGGAUGUCCCACGGGAAAUAUCGAGCCCGGGAAGCAUAUAGUAUUGCCCUGUGUGCGACUAAUAGUGCCCUAAGAGAUCCGACCACAGCCACAUCGGAUGCCACCCUGGGCGCUGUGCUAUUGCUGAGCUUGUAUGAGCUGAUCACAUCACGACCCUCGGAAAUGGGCCGUGGCUGGAAGGACCAUGCUCAAGGAGCAGCCAAACUCCUGGAACUGCGAGGGGAAGAGCAAUUGAACUCGCCGGUUGGACUAGAGUUAUUCACCAUUGUGCGCUUUCAGAAUGUAAUCAGCAGUGUCUUCUUCCGACUGGGGUCUCGGAUUCACAAUUCCCCCACGAUAGCAGCGUUGUCGCAAGUUGCCAGAUCGAAACGAGAUGAACAUGUCCGGCCCAUCGAAACCCUCUACAACAUGCUCAUCGAGCUGAACGAUAUCGCCAUCGCAGUGGAUGCGGCACACCUCCAAAAUGACCUCGAGACGCAACAGUGGUUGAUUGAGCGAUGCCUGCUCCUGGAUGCGCGUCUCCAGGCGUGGACGACCUGGCUGAGUCCCGCGUGGUCGUACAAAGUCAUCGAUGACCCGCGGGCCCAUUUGCCCAAAUGCACCUAUCCUCCGAUCUACCAUAACCGAUAUCAUAUAUACUCCGGUGUCUCCAUCGCCACCAUGUGGAAUAACUAUCGCCAGACGCGCAUCGUCCUCAACGAGAUGAUCCGGCUGAUGGCCCUGCGCCGGUGGAGGCUCCAAGAUCUGCCACAGUAUCAGCCGAUCGUCGCUCAGGCUGCGGGCAUUAUCGAGCACAUGGCCGGGGAGAUUUGUGACAGUAUUCCAUAUUACUUCAUCUCCGGCGAAGUCGGCUUUGGCAGCCUCUACCGGGUGCUGUGGCCGCUCUUCAUUGCCGGCCGAUGCGCCGCCGCAGCAUCCCCGGCCAAAGCAUGGGCCACGCAGAUUCUCGACCUCAUUGGGAACAUGACGGGGAUUCAGCAGGCCAUCGGCAUGGCGCAGCUACUCAAGCAGGGGAAACCCGCUAGCGUGAUUCCCGGAGGGGAUCUAGUGACCGAGUCUAUCUUUCACAGGCAGCCCGGUUGUCAAGGCAGUGACUGAACUUGUCCGAAAUGGGUCCACUCAAUAAAUAAUGAAUAUG
Messenger RNA from Aspergillus ibericus CBS 121593, 1593 nucleotides. RefSeq lists its product as uncharacterized. Gene Ontology annotation, molecular function: zinc ion binding; DNA-binding transcription factor activity, RNA polymerase II-specific. Bases 45 to 1553 code for a protein of 502 amino acids. The transcript is spliced from 4 exons. Gene Ontology annotation, biological process: regulation of DNA-templated transcription. The record is from RefSeq and is a predicted model, not a curated record. Lineage: Eukaryota; Fungi; Ascomycota; Eurotiomycetes; Eurotiales; Aspergillaceae.